Messenger RNA from Dreissena polymorpha, 1107 nucleotides. RefSeq names its product G-protein coupled receptor dmsr-1-like. Lineage: Eukaryota; Metazoa; Mollusca; Bivalvia; Myida; Dreissenidae. Gene Ontology annotation, biological process: G protein-coupled receptor signaling pathway. Gene Ontology annotation, cellular component: membrane. Gene Ontology annotation, molecular function: G protein-coupled peptide receptor activity. The record is from RefSeq and is a predicted model, not a curated record. Bases 1 to 1107 code for a protein of 368 amino acids. The transcript has a single exon.
AUGGGACACUACAACACAAGCGAAUCCGAGACCCCGGCGUUACAGACGUUUGCGUCAACUUAUAAACCAAUUCACGGAUACUUUGCUGCAGUCGUAUGCGUAUUAGGUGUUCUGGCAAAUAUUCUGAAUAUCAUUGUUCUCACCAGGAAAAACAUGAUAUCUUCGACGAAUAUAAUUCUAACGGGAUUGGCUAUAUCUGACGGGCUAACCAUGGUUUUCUACCUGCCGUUUGCUAUUCAGUCGUAUGUUAUCUACGGAUCAGAGCCAUCAGUAGAACGCGACACGAUACAUAACGCCCGGUACACGCUGACGUAUGCUAUUGCCAGCGUUACUCUGCAUUCGAUUUCAAUCUGGCUAACCGUCACACUGGCUCUGUUCCGAUAUGUUUUUAUCCGCUUUCCGCGUAUAGGGGCACAGCACUGCAAUAUACAAAGAGCCAAAACAGCUGUGUGUGCCGUUGUUAUUGGUAUUACCAUCGUAUGUAUCCCGAAUUCAAUAUCAUAUGAAUUCAGAAGCAGACGCGAACCUAAACAAUCGUUUAACACGUCGGAAACGGAAGGCAUGAUUUGGUUUAUAGAUGUGAGAAAUGGCACCCAUGCAGAUAUGUUAUUAGCGAAAUUUAAUUUCUGGAUUCAGGCGGUGAUUGUGAAGAUUCUGCCUUGUUUUCUACUUACUAUGUUCAGCGUCCUGCUUGUUCGCACGAUGCAGGACGUAGAGAAACGUCGGAAGAAGAUGAUAACUAAACGACCAGUAGCUGACGGUGAGAGCCAACCCAGCUGUUCUAGUAUGACGUCUAAACGGUCCCGUCAGUCGCAAAGAACAACGAGGAUGCUUGUUACAGUGGUCAUCCUGUUUUUAUUAACUGAAAUACCGCAAGGUAUAUUGAGCCUCCUCAGCGGACUCAUUGAGGACUUCUUUCACCUUAUAUACACUCCACUUGGCGACCUUUUAGACAUUCUUGCCUUGAUUAAUAACGGAAUCAACUUUGUACUGUACUGCUUUAUGAGCAAACAAUUCCGGGAUACGUUUUUAUCUAUUGUUUGUGGAUGUUUUCCAAAUAUGUCCGAGAGACGAAAGAUGCAAACGUUUACAACGUCUAUCUACUGA